Messenger RNA from Pyrenophora tritici-repentis Pt-1C-BFP, 783 nucleotides. Its product is annotated as TT-ORF1 domain containing protein. NCBI's taxonomy places the organism in Eukaryota, Fungi, Ascomycota, Dothideomycetes, Pleosporales, Pleosporaceae. The record is from RefSeq and is a predicted model, not a curated record.
AUGGCUACCGUUCUCCAGACCACUGGAGAAAUGAUUCACAAUGCCGGCCAUCAUAUCCACCAUCAUAGCAAGAACGUUGGAAAUCAACUCGAAGACACUACCAACCGAGUCUUUCCGCCCAAGCAGCGUGAACAGAUGAUGGAGAAAGGCCGUGUUUACGCUCAGAAGAACCCGAAGACAGCCGCCUUUCUCACAACCCAGGCCGUACUGGUCGGCCUCCCACUUGUCCUCUUCGUCGCCUUUGCAAUCGCCACGCUGCUCGUCUCCUUGACAACCUGCCUGUUUCUUGGCCUCCUCGUCUCCUGCGCCACUACCUUCCUGGUCGUCGGCUUCUCGCUCAUCUUCGUCGUCCCGACCAUCAUCCUGGCCAGUUGCUCGGCAGCCUUCAUCUUCAUCUGGGGACUCGUAGGCUACGUCGUCCUACGCAGACUCAAUGAGGGUGAGGCGCCAGCUAAGCCUGGCACACGUGUUGGCGAUACUCUACAGUCACUGACUGGCGGUAGAUCGGCAUAUUGGCUCGGCGAUGAAGCAUCUGCGCAAGGCAGCGGCAACAGAGGCAAGGUGGAUCACGGAUCAUCUUUACAAGGGGGCACUGCAGGUACUGGGGACAUCCAGUCUCGUGUUGCAAAACACAAUGGAGACGGCGGGCCUGUCAACGGAGUAAAUCAGACGCAUGGUGCGAUUGAGUGGGGGACAAAGUGGGACGGAGUCAAGAGUGAGCCAAUGGUCUUGGAGACAGACAACGUGUUCGAGGUCUUGAAGGCGGAGGCUCCGGUAUCCUAG